UGGCUCAAAGAUUCUAUGGAAGCUGAAAGCAAGGGAGUUGUCUCCGCACUCAAAGGGGAAUAUAUCGUGAUAUCAGAGGUGGGACGAGGCUCUUUCUCCACCGUUUGGAAAGCCGUGCACCGGCAAAGCGGCAAGGUGGUGGCUCUCAAGCAGGUCCACCUUUCCCUCCUCAACCGCCACCUCAAGAACUGCUUGGAUUGCGAGCUCAAUUUCUUAUCCUCCGUUAACCACCCAAACGUCAUCCGCCUCCUCAAUGCUUUCCAGGAUGAAAGCUGCGUAUUCAUGGUGUUGGAGUUUUGUGAUGGGGGAAAUCUGGCUGCUUAUAUCCGGCAGCACGGGCGAGUUGAAGAACAGAUUGCCAAGAGAUUUAUGCAGCAGCUUGGAGCCGCGUUGAAAUUACUACAUUCGCACCACAUCAUUCAUCGAGACUUGAAACCAGAGAACAUUCUACUCUCUGGCACUCAAGAUGAUGUGGUGCUAAAGGUAGCUGAUUUCGGUCUCUCAAGAAGUUUACAUCCAGGUGAUUAUGCGGAGACAGUUUGUGGAUCCCCGUUGUACAUGGCACCUGAAGUUCUUCAGUUUGAAAGAUAUGAUGGGAAGGUUGACAUGUGGAGUAUUGGCGUAAUUCUUUUCGAGCUUCUCAAUGGUCGCCCUCCUUUCCCUGGUAGGACUAACGUUCAGGUGCUUAAGACCAUCAAGUCAUCCACAUACCUUCCUUUCGACCAAGACAUCCUUUCUAGAUUGCAUCCUGACUCGGUCGAUAUGUGUUCAAAACUGUUGUCUCCAAAUCCAGUUACGCGCCUGUCCUUCAGCGAAUUCUAUUUGCACAGUUUUUUUCAAGGUUUUCUAGAAGAGUUGAGAUGCGAAACAAUUACGGGUACACAAAUGUUCUAGCACUCUGUACAGAAGAUGAUUUUACUGAUGUGUAUGAUUCCCAUUACGAUAAACUGCACUAGAAGAGGUGUUGAACAGAAAUGUCAAGAUCUCCAAGCUCCAUGGCUUUGCCAUGGAUCGGGAGAAGUGCAAUUUCACUGUUUUAGACAGAUUUGGUGGUAAGUGUGUAGAAGUCAUAAGUGAAUACCGGAAGUCCGUUGAUUCCAACAACUCUUGAGUUAUUUGCUUCUGUAAAUGGACAUGUUCAUGAUACAACAGAAAUUGAAAUCCUCCUACGAAGGCAAGACUCGAUGAGUAUUUUCGUUCC
This is a messenger RNA of Pyrus x bretschneideri (Chinese white pear), 1201 nucleotides long. Its product is annotated as serine/threonine-protein kinase ATG1t-like. Gene Ontology annotation, molecular function: ATP binding; protein serine/threonine kinase activity. Lineage: Eukaryota; Viridiplantae; Streptophyta; Magnoliopsida; Rosales; Rosaceae. Gene Ontology annotation, cellular component: autophagosome; cytoplasm. Gene Ontology annotation, biological process: autophagosome organization; autophagy; peptidyl-serine phosphorylation. The record is from RefSeq and is a predicted model, not a curated record. The transcript has 8 exons. Bases 16 to 894 code for a protein of 292 amino acids.